Fomitopsis serialis is the source of this 1236-nucleotide messenger RNA. RefSeq lists its product as uncharacterized. The record is from RefSeq and is a predicted model, not a curated record. Lineage: Eukaryota; Fungi; Basidiomycota; Agaricomycetes; Polyporales; Fomitopsidaceae. The transcript is spliced from 10 exons. The coding region runs from base 41 to 1066 and encodes 341 amino acids. Gene Ontology annotation, cellular component: nucleolus; chromatin. Gene Ontology annotation, molecular function: macrolide binding; peptidyl-prolyl cis-trans isomerase activity.
UUUCUUUCCAGGUCUACGCAUCCUACUCUUCAUAUUCAAAAUGCCCACCGCUGUUGCUAUUGGUAAGCCCGGAGAGGAUGGGAUCUCGUCCUUCGUCCCGCAGAGCGACCUCCGGAUAACAAACGUCGCACUCGGGUCCGAGUUGGAGGACGAGAAAGCUCGUCUGAGUGCACCGAGUGACGAUGAGGACGAGGAGAGCGAAGACGAGGAGAAGAGUGUGCAGCUAGUGGACACGAUUGAGCAGGCCACUGUGGACUUGAUCUUGGAGGAAGAUGUGGAGGUUCUCUUCGAAGUUGUAGGCAAAAAUACCAUCUACCUCACUGGCAACUACAUCGAUCAAGGGCCACCAGGUGGUAUGCCUUUCGGUGAUUCGGAGGAUGAGGACGACUCAGAUAUGGAAGGCUAUGACCUCCGAGAGAUCAGCUCGGACGUUGAGAUCAACCCUGAGGAGCUGGACAUCCCCAGCGACGACGACGAUCGCUUCGAGGAGAGUAAGAAACGCCCCCGCGAGUCGGACGCGAUGGAGACCGACGGCGGCGAGGAGAAGCUCUCGAAGUCCCAAAUGAAGAAGCUGAAGAAGCUGAAGGCCGAGGGGGGCAAGGCUGUUACGACCGCUGAUGAGACGACACAGGCGAAGGCAAAUGGUACGCCUGCGCCGGAGAAGACGGAGAAAAAAGAGAAGAAAGAGAAGAAGGAGAAGAAAGAGAAGAAAGAGAAGGAGCAUGUUAGCAAGGAGCAAGAGUUGAGUGGCGGCGUCAAGAUCGUUGAUUCCAAAGCCGGCGAGGGUCCUAAAGCGAAGAAUGGAGACACACUUUCCAUGCGGUACAUAGGCAAACUUCAGAACGGCAAGGAAUUCGACUCGAACAAGAAGGGCGCGCCGUUCCGCUUCCGCCUAGGCAAGGGCGAGGUCAUCAAAGGCUGGGACAUCGGUAUCGCCGGUUUGCAAGUUGGUGGGGAGCGCAAAGUCAUUGUCCCUCCGAACAUGGGCUACGGAUCCAAGAAGAUGGCAGGUAUCCCUGCAAACUCCACUCUCAUCUUCGAGGUCAAGUUGGUGAAGAUCAACUGAGCUUCCGGUCUUGACAUCCCAUCAUCUGCACAUCUCACCCUUGAGCCAAUUCACAGCUCAGGACAAAAUAUUGUAUGUCUUGCUUAGUUGCCAUCCGCGCCUGGGGAUUGGUGCGUCGCUACGCGCAAUGGCAUAAGCAAACAGGCUGUCUCUUGAUAGUCUCUUGGUGG